AUGGCGGAUUAUACCCACUCCGAUUCUUCAGAAACCCGGUUCACAAAUGACCCCAAAAUCCAUAUAGAUUACCCUGUGCCACUUUCCCCACCAUUGCCAUCCGUAUCCAAGGACAUAGAGCUGAGCAGAGCCAUGUCAGCGUCUUCGAAGUCGGGUCUCUUUUCUGUCUCUAGAAGUGAUGUGCUCUUCGAAGACCAGUGGCUCAUCGCUGUGAAUAAGCCUCAAGGGGUUUACUGUGAGAGUGUCUUAUCUUCUGUCCCCAGUCUACUCAACGUUCCCACCGAUUCAGACACACUUGGAAAAUGCUGCUUGUUUGUUGUUUUAAAUGCUAGGGUUGAGUGGUUGAUCAUUGAUGACGGAGAUGAGAUUUGGCUAGAGUAG
Ilex paraguariensis (yerba mate) is the source of this 381-nucleotide messenger RNA. The record is from the annotation of a GenBank genome assembly. Lineage: Eukaryota; Viridiplantae; Streptophyta; Magnoliopsida; Aquifoliales; Aquifoliaceae.